Messenger RNA from Prunus armeniaca (apricot), 291 nucleotides. Lineage: Eukaryota; Viridiplantae; Streptophyta; Magnoliopsida; Rosales; Rosaceae. The record is from the annotation of a GenBank genome assembly.
AUGAAAAUACAUAGAACGAAGAAAUCAAUUGCGGUGGCAGGGGAAUCAUCAGAUAUUUGUAGUUGUACUGGUGAAUUAAGGAUUGCCGCCGCUAUCACUUCAUUAUACAUCUCCUUAAGAAGAUCUACGGCGGACUCGACUUCUGGGUCGACAUCGACUGGAAGCAUUGAUUUUCUAAAGCGUGGUGUCGGGACUACAGCGGUGGUGGCUGCCGUGGCCUUUGCAGCUUCUGCCAUAGCCAAGACUAUAUCUUUGCAAUUCAUCGGAGGGAUCAGAAGACUAGUAGAUUGA